This is a messenger RNA of Camellia sinensis, 2254 nucleotides long. RefSeq lists its product as uncharacterized. The record is from RefSeq and is a predicted model, not a curated record. Gene Ontology annotation, molecular function: protein binding. Lineage: Eukaryota; Viridiplantae; Streptophyta; Magnoliopsida; Ericales; Theaceae.
CUUCAUUCCUCCUUCGGCCCCAUGUGAAGAAACACUCGCUCUCGCACGCUGAGAGACAGAGAGAGAGAGAGCGAGAGUGAGCUUUACAGAGAAGAGAGAGAGAGAGAGAGAGAGAGAGAGAGGAAGGGGUGAGCUCUGAUAUCUUCCUCGCUUGAUGUUUUGAGCAAUUAAUCGUCACAGCGAGCCAAAAAGCCCUAGUUCUUUGUGUUCUGAGAUUUAGGGUUUAUUACACAGUGAGGGUUUGAAGAUAAGAUCGUGAUUCUCCGGACCAAAGAUGGUUGAUUUUUGUGUGAAUUGACGCUGAUUCAUACAUAUAUAUGUGUACCGUAUUUGAAAAUAUUGUGGUGGUUAACUCAGUGUUAGUAGUAGUAGUAGUAGAUUAGUGGGUUCUGAGAUGGACGGUAGAAAAAUUACUGCGAGUCCUCGGCCGUGCAGUGGUCGCCGAGUUGUGGCGAAGAAAAGGCCUCGCAGCGGCGUUGAUGGGUUCAACAGCGUUAGGAAGCUUCAGAGAAGGGAGAUUUGUUCGAAGCGCCACCGUGGUUUCAGUAUGAGCGACGCCCAAGAAAGGUUCAGGAACAUUCGCUUGCAGGAGGAAUAUGAUACCCAUGAUCCAAAAGGAGAUUGCGGCAUGGUAUUGUCCUUUCUCAAAAAGAGGUCAAAAAUCAUUGAAAUAGUAGCUGCCCAUGACAUUGUCUUUGCUCUUGCGCAAUCUGGUGUUUGUGCUGCAUUUAGCCGAGAGGCUAACCAGAGGAUAUGCUUUUUGAAUGUCAGUCCUGAUGAAGUCAUACGAAGCUUGUUUUACAAUAAAAACAAUGAUUCUCUUAUCACAGUCUCAGUUUAUGCUUCUGACAAUUUUAGUUCUUUGAAAUGCAGGACCACCAGGAUUGAGUACAUAAGGAGGGGUAAGCCAGAUGCAGGUUUUGCUCUUUUUGAGUCUGAGUCACUGAAAUGGCCUGGUUUUGUGGAGUUUGAUGAUGUAAAUGGGAAGGUACUCACCUAUUCGGCACAAGAUAGCAUAUACAAGGUGUUUGACUUGAAAAACUACACGAUGUUGUACUCCAUAUCAGACAAAAAUGUUCAAGAGAUUAAGAUCAGUCCAGGCAUCAUGUUGUUGAUUUUUACCAAAGCUAGUGGCCAUGUUCCUCUUAAGAUUCUUUCAAUAGAGGAUGGUACAGUUCUCAAAACUUUCAAACAUCUCCUUCAUCGGAAUAAGAAGGUGGAUUUCAUUGAACAGUUCAACGAGAAGCUUCUUGUCAAGCAAGAAAAUGAGAAUCUUCAGAUUCUUGAUGUUCGCAAUUCUGAACUGACAGAAGUUAGCAGAACUGAAUUUAUGACUCCAUCUGCAUUUAUAUUUCUAUAUGAGAACCAGUUGUUCCUGACAUUCAGAAACAGGACGGUGUCUGUUUGGAACUUCCGUGGGGAGCUCGUAACUUCAUUUGAGGAUCACCUCUUGUGGCAUCCUGACUGCAACACAAACAACAUAUAUAUCACAAGUGAUCAGGAUCUUAUAAUUUCCUACUGCAAAGCUGAUUCAGAUGAUCCAUUAUCAGAAGGAAAUGCAGGUUCUAUCAAUAUCAGCAAUAUCUUGACCGGGAAAUGCCUUGCUAAAAUAAGAGCAACCAAUAGUUUUCCCAUAGGUGAAUGCAGUUGUAGUGGAUGUUGUAAUGGCAGAAAUUGCAGUUCAAAUAAGCGGAUCCGAGCUUGCAGGAUUAGAAGCACUGUUGCAGAAGCCCUCGAGGACAUCACUGCUCUCUUCUAUGAUGAAGAACGUAAUGAGAUCUAUACUGGCAAUAGACAUGGCCUGGUCCAUGUAUGGUCUAACUGAAGGUUGUAUCUUCCCUCACAUCCCUUCAGACUCCAAGCUCGUUCUUCCUGAUGAUUGAAAUCAUUCUGCUUCCGGCUGCAAGAACUACGGGGAACUGUGCUAUUAAAUCGUGCUGUUUUUUUUUUCUUUAAAUUCAUAGCAUGUGUUUCUUUCUUUUAUUCAUUCUCUCUAAGUGAAUUUCUUCUGUUUUUUUUUUUUUUUUAUUCUCUCUGGUGUAAUUGAGGUUUGGCCCUUGGAAGUUGAGAUGUUAAAUGUUCGUACCUGUUGUAGAUGAGCUGCAGGUAGAUAGUUGAAGUGAUGUAAUAGCUGUUUGUGGGAAAUUUAACAUUUAAGGUUGCAAGUGUUCGCCAGGUGGUUUAAUUGCAAAUGCAUCAGCGUGCCUCCUUGCUGUCGCUUUUGGAAAUAUAUCUUGUUCCAUGCUUGCUGUUA